AUGCUGCACUCCGCAGCGCGUCGAUCUGCGGCUCGCGAUGCUGUUGAGUGGGAAGCAGAAGACGUGACGGCCAUCCUGAACGAAGAGGCAGCCAACACGACACGAACCCCUCGCAGAAAGAGCAGGCGAGCGUCUCGCCUCGGGCCCAAUGCGAACCCAAGCCCCUCGAACGGUCGUGCUCACGUCGAGCUCCCUGCCCGGUCUGUCCCUGACAUGGCCGUCGCAACAACUGCAAGUCCAUCUCGACGCAUAUCUCAACGACUUCGGAAACGGCAGUCGCUUGCAGGACUUACUCCUGUCAACAGACGCGACAUAUAUGCGAUACCCAACAACCCGGAACCCAUAGCCGUGACGAAACCCCUACUCGAGCCUAUCAAGAGGCUCAGGCCGCUCAAUAAAAAAUCACAAUGGACGGAAUCGCCUUUCAAGGGCAAGGGAAUACUAGACACGAGGACAAAUGCGCUGGUAAACUUGGACGAUUCGCCUAGGAAGCGCCCCGUCAGGCCUCGCAUCGAGAAGAUUGGUCGGUCGCUUAAAAAAUCCGGCCGCCCUGCGAGCAAGCUGAAGGAAACGACGACGGCAACUAGAGGUGGAGGGCCUUUGGACGGUGAGGAUAUCUUCGAAGCCUCUCAAAUAGAAGAUCUGGAGAAGAAUAAUCCUGCAGGACAUGAUCGAAUAGUUCCAGAAGCAGAAGAAGGUCCUUCAAAUACAGAGGUUCUAACCGAAGCUUCCAUGAAGCCAUUCCAAUCCGAACCAGGGGGGGAUGCUGGUCCCGAGAUCGAGCAAAGGCCGCAAGCCCCUGCCAAAUUGCCUCAUCUGCUGGCCGAAAUAGCCCAGCAAGCACUCGCUCUAGGACCAACCGAGAAUGAUAUCCUCCACGAAGUGGUUGAAGCAAGCGGCGAGGAGGAAGCAGGCAACGCGGCCAAUGACCACGAAGAGAGAGCACCUACUCCCACUCCGGCGGUACAACGUCAGCGCCCACGGACUCAGGCUGAACGGGAUGCUGUGGAGCGGGCUGCGGCUGAAGAGAAAGCCAAACGAGAACAGAUGGUCAAAGACGCAUUGUCAGGCAUCGAGUUGGCGGUAGAAGUACUCGAUUGCAAGGACGCUUGGACAGAAGUCCUUGUUGCUGCCGCCGAAAUCACUGGGAUCCGUGCUUCGUCUGAACCAGAGUCAACCACGGGUAAAGCUUGUGCGCGUGCAUUCCGGACGAUGGCGCAUAUCUACAAGAAGCUCCACCGUGGCAACCACGGGUCUCUGCGGGAGCUGGAGGAUGAAAAACGGGAGACACUGAACCUCUUGAGGCAACGAUGCAAGCAUAUCUGUGAACAACGUCAUAAACCCGAGAUGCAUUCCGACCGUGAGCGGAACCGGAUGGCCCGAGACUUAUAUGAACACCUGAUUCCGAGCUCGUUACAAUUGGCCAAACGGGCACUGAAGGUCUUGUUCCAGAAUGACACGCUGAGCCUGACGGCCUUGAAGGAAAUCUGCCGACUCCUGAACAUAACUCUCCAGCUAGUGGAGAGCGCCAGGACUUGGGAGCCGAGACCUCGGCUGGGAAAGGCGAUCAAAAGCAAGACAUCCUCAGACAUUAAGCCCGGCGUUUCAGCUAUCGUGGAGAAUUAUCGGCGUAUGGUCGUUCAAAAUAACCGCGAGAGAUUCGUCGACGAGCUUGAAGUGCGACAGAAGCUGAACUUGGAGAGACAAAGAGCUGAAUACCAACGGAGAAAAGAGGCCGCGAUGGCAAGAUAUCGACAAUAUUGUAAUCAUGAUUACCACGGUGGUGUGGUGAUCCCAGACACGCCCGUUUCCAGUCCACAGCGCCAAUCUGUUGACAUGGGCGAGCUACUCACCGGCGACGAAGACGGCCUGCCAGAUUCUCAACAUAGAGAAGGGACGGGACAUGUCAGACCAAGAAUAAACCGAGAGCCCACCGAAGAUAUUCCCCCUCCGGCCGAGACAGAAUGGAGCCAAAGUGAAUUUAUCGUUUUGGUCAACGCUUUGCAACAAUACACCAGUGAGUCGAGGUGGGAGGACAUCAUCGACGCUUACGGCGGGCCAGGAGGGAAACUGGAGAAAUACGACAUGGACCAGAUCAUAGCGAAGGCUCGAUGGGUCAAGCAGACCAUGGCGAGGCAGCUGGAGGACGAGCUGGACAGGUCCUGGGACUGGUUGAGGAGUGUUCCGAGUUGA
Fonsecaea erecta is the source of this 2193-nucleotide messenger RNA. RefSeq lists its product as hypothetical. The record is from RefSeq and is a predicted model, not a curated record. NCBI's taxonomy places the organism in Eukaryota, Fungi, Ascomycota, Eurotiomycetes, Chaetothyriales, Herpotrichiellaceae. The coding region runs from base 1 to 2193 and encodes 730 amino acids. The transcript has a single exon.